CCAACCUGCCUUAUCGACUUCCUCUCUGGGGUGGCAGAUAUACAACACUCGAGACCACGCUGUGCAGAACCCACGCCACUUCGCAGCCGCACCACUACAGCCGCUAGCCAACAGAGGCGAGUGAGGAGCCUCGGCCGCGCGCCAAGGCAGUUCCACCGUCUUGUGUGCGCCGGGCCGCAAUGCGCGCCCAUCCGCGGUAGCAUGGACGACCAAAACGACUCCAGGGCCGGCAGCAGGAGUCGCAGACCACCCAAACGGCCCCAGCAGUUCAUGUUCAUUGACUCGACCGGCGCCAAUGGAGUCAAUGCCAAGCCUGACAAAAAUGUCCGCAGUUUUGUCAUGAAGUCGGCGCGGAGCAAGAAGCCAUGGAGUACGCGACAGAAAGAAAAGUCUACAUCGCCCUCGGAGGAUAAACCCCAGAUUCCAAAAAGAGAAAGCAGCAUAGCCGAAUCCAUAUCUCCUACCUUAGUCUCGCCAUCCUGGCAACACGCUGCUGCGAGCCCGACUACCUGGUCGACUCCGUCCAAUCUGUCGCCUGUCAGCAGCAGGAACGGUAGUGUGCUCUCGACUCGCAGCCGCAGUCAGCCCUAUCUCAGCCCACCCUCAUCUUCGUGCAGCCUGUGUGACAACCCACAAUGCGUUGGCGAUUUGUGCACUCAGCCACAUGCGUCUAACCAGCUGGUAAUCCGGCGCGGGUUCUCGGUCGAUUUCGUCGCCAAUCUGGACUGUCUGCCUGUACCAACGGAUAGCAAUACGAGAGAUCUGCUCGAAAACUGUAAGACAUCUUAUUUGGUCCAUGUACUCCAUUCUUUAACACUGCCCCGCAGUCGUCAACACCUACGCCAGUGGCUUCGUACCGGUCGACCAGCACCACACCUCGAAUAAAGCGACCACCAACUGGAUAUCGAAAAGCAUCUUAAGUCCCACAGGCUCGUCAUUCAUCUAUGUUAUUUUCACCGCCAGUGCUCUUUAUCGCCAGGCCAUGGGCGCCAGCAAUGGUCAAGAUGUGCUGCAAUACAAGAUCAAUGCCAUUUCGGAGAUUAACAAACAGCUCAGUGAUAGUACGUCUCAGAUCGAUGACAACAACAUUGCUGCCGUUUUCAUGCUUUUAUGCAUUGAGGAAGGUGCAGUGUCGUCUGACCAG
Paraphaeosphaeria sporulosa is the source of this 1144-nucleotide messenger RNA. RefSeq lists its product as uncharacterized. The record is from RefSeq and is a predicted model, not a curated record. Lineage: Eukaryota; Fungi; Ascomycota; Dothideomycetes; Pleosporales; Didymosphaeriaceae. Bases 202 to 885 code for a protein of 227 amino acids. The transcript has a single exon.